Molecule: messenger RNA, 1581 nt
Organism: Lithohypha guttulata
Lineage: Eukaryota; Fungi; Ascomycota; Eurotiomycetes; Chaetothyriales; Trichomeriaceae
Exons: 3
Coding region: 1-1581 (526 amino acids)
Biological process (GO): transmembrane transport; carbohydrate transport
Cellular component (GO): membrane
Molecular function (GO): carbohydrate:proton symporter activity
Source: RefSeq, a predicted model, not a curated record
AUGCCACGCAAAUAUCUUGGAGGUUCUGGUGAAGGACUGACCGUAUGGAUUUCUAUAGCAGCAAGUACCGUGUUGAUUUUCUACGGAUACGAUCAGGGUGUCUUCGGAAAUAUACUGGUUAAGGAAGACUUCCUCCAUACUGUUGGGAACCCUUCGGCAACCGCUCAAGGUACCAUGACCUCUGUGUACAAUCUUGGCUGCUUUGCUGGCGCACUCUCGACUUUAUACCUCGGAGAUAAGCUCGGAAGACCCAGAACACUCAUGUUGGGUUCGUCGAUAAUAGCUCUCGGUGCCAUCGUUCAAGCUGCUUGCUACAAUGCUCCAAUGAUGUACGCAUCCCGCGUAGUUGCUGGCUUGGGGACAGGGAUGAAUACUUCCACCGCUGGUGUCUGGCAAUCUGAAACUUCCAAGAUGCGCAGUCGUGGCAAGCUCAUCAUCAUACAGAUGGCGAAUUGCAUCACCGGAUUCGCUAUCUCGAACUGGCUCACCCUCGGCUUUAGCUUCGCGCCUGGAAGUGUGUCAUGGCGGUUUCCAUUGGCAUUCCAGAUCUUCUUUUCUGCACUCAUUUGGAUGAUGUGUCCUUUUCUGCCGGAUAGCCCAAGGCUACUGAUUCGCAAAGGCAAGUUCGACGAAGCAUACGAAGUUCUGGCAGCCCUCGAAGGCCAUGGUGCUACGGUCGAUUCACUAUCUGUUAGAACGCAGUUCUCGAUCAUCAAAGAUGUGCUUGAUAAGGAAUAUGCGCAGACCUACACAUGGUGGCAGCUUAUUACAAGCAGGGGGCCUGCAGGAGUGGUCAGGAGAAUGAUCCUCGGGGCUUGGAUGCAAGCAAUGAACCAAAUCUCGGGAAUUAAUGUCACAUCAUACUAUAUGACUUACGUCUUUAUAAAUGCCCUGGGUAUCUCGGAGCUGCUCUCUCGUAUCCUGGCAGCGGCGGGGUCAAUGGACUAUCUGUUCUUCUCCUUCAUGGCAUACUUCGUCAUCGAACGCUUCGGGCGCCGGAAGGUCAUGAUGACCUCCGCUACUGCCUGUGGUAUCUGCUGGAUGGUUAUCGCAAUUGCUCUUGGCCUCAGUGAGAACGGGAGAGGUGAUCCCUACAAGCUAGGCAUCAUUGCGGUCUCCUUUUUCUUCGUGUUUUUCGCCUCUUUCGCCUUGGGGGUAUUAGGGGUUCCGUGGCUCUACCCUACCGAGGUGAACGCCCUUGCGUACAGGGCAAAGGGUGCAAGUCUCGCUAUGUCCUCUAACUGGUUGAUGAACUAUUUGGUAGCUCAAGUAACCCCUCCUGGCAUUGCAAAUCUUGGUUGGAAGUUCUGGCUUAUUUGGAUGGUUCUUUGCUUCUCCUUUGUCCCCAUCACCUAUCUUUUCUACCCUGAGACAGCAAAUCGUUCGCUCGAGGAUAUCGAUCGCUUCUUUGGCGACAAUCACGACAUCUUUGUGUUCAACAACAAAAUAGCCACACAACUACACAGGCCAGCUAUUUACGAAGAGGCAGAUCAGGAGAUUGCAGCAAGGAACAGAAAGCUUCAUGACGAACAAGAACCAAGCACGAAGGGCAUUGAAGUGACGAUGGUGGAAGAGAAGUGA